Messenger RNA from Adelges cooleyi (spruce gall adelgid), 919 nucleotides. Its product is annotated as EF-hand domain-containing protein D2 homolog. The transcript has 2 exons. The record is from RefSeq and is a predicted model, not a curated record. Gene Ontology annotation, molecular function: calcium ion binding. NCBI's taxonomy places the organism in Eukaryota, Metazoa, Arthropoda, Insecta, Hemiptera, Adelgidae. Bases 34 to 756 code for a protein of 240 amino acids.
UUCAACAGUCAUUAUAUAUAUAUUAAACUUAAAAUGAGUACUAAUUUUUUUUUGGUUUUCGGUUUAACGCUUGGCUUCGCCGCACAAAAAGCGUCCGGAGUGGAUCACAACCCGACGGACGUGACUACGACGACCACGACGGAAUCGGCUGCGCCCAGCGAAACGGCCGAGGGCGAACUUUCGGCCGUGUUGAACAGGAGGCAGCGGAUCAUCGAGGCGCUGGAAGUCGGCAAGCCGGUGGUGCCGCAGUUCAUCCGGCGGGCCGACCCCGACAACGUGUUCCUCGAGUUUAAGGAGUUCUCCCGCAAACUGAUCGGCGCGUACGAGGCCACGUUCAAUAAAUUCGACAUUGGCGAAGAUGGAUACUUGGACUUGGAAGAAUUAAAGCGAAUGAUGGAGAGAUUGGGCGUACCACAAACACACUUGGCGUUGAAAACCGCGGUCAAAGAAGUCGACGAAGACGGGGACGGCAAAAUCAGUUUCAGAGAAUUUUUGCUUAUUUACCGCAAGGCCCUCGACGGUUCUUUGCCGGUAGACUGCGGUCUCUGCGAAUUGGCCAGACUAACCGAAAUCAACGUGGACGAUGUCGGUGUCAUUGGUGCCAAAGAGUUUUUCGAAGCUAAAAUUGAAUACCAACGUCAGGCGAAUCGUUUCGAGUACGAGUUGAGACAAGAGACGGAAGAGAAAAAAAGGUUAGACGACGAAAAGUCUCGGAGGAAAAUCGCAUUCAAAGAGAAGGCCGCUAUUUUUCAGUAAAAUCUGUGUUCAGGAAAAUGAAAACCUUACCCACAAGAUUAUCCCAUUUCAAAUUAAUCACAUCCCGGCGUCGUAGUCUGUGUGUUAUUAAAAACCAUUAUGCUUACCUUUAUAGUGGGUAUAAUUUAAAAAUACUAAAUUAUUAUAAUUCAAAAAAAUAUGU